Molecule: messenger RNA, 2394 nt
Organism: Drosophila rhopaloa
Lineage: Eukaryota; Metazoa; Arthropoda; Insecta; Diptera; Drosophilidae
Product: segmentation polarity homeobox protein engrailed
Exons: 3
Coding region: 184-1833 (549 amino acids)
Biological process (GO): multicellular organism development; regulation of transcription by RNA polymerase II; neuron differentiation
Cellular component (GO): nucleus
Molecular function (GO): RNA polymerase II cis-regulatory region sequence-specific DNA binding; DNA-binding transcription factor activity, RNA polymerase II-specific
Source: RefSeq, a predicted model, not a curated record
UCGUUGCGCUCGACGUGAACAGACGUGCGUGUCGGAACAAGCAACCGAAAGUCAAACACGAAAACAGAAAUCAUAAAACAGAAAUCAGAGAAAAACAGAGAAUCUGAGCAAUCAGAAGAAUCAGUAGCGAAGUGACAAGUGACCCAGUGACAAGUGUCUUUAGCGAGUUAACAAAAAAAAUCAAUGGCCCUGGAGGAUCGCUGCAGUCCACAAUCAGCGCCCAGUCCCGUUACCCUACAAAUGCAGCAUCUCCACCAUCAACAGCAACAGCAGCAGCAGCAAAUGCAGCACCUCCACCAGCUGCAGCAACUGCAGCAGUUGCAUCAGCAGCAGUUGGCCGCCGGUGUGUUCCAUCAUCCGGCCAUGGCCUUUGAUGCUGCAACGGCGGCUGCUGCAGCAGCUGCUGCGGCCGCCCACGCCCAUGCUGCUGCACUGCAGCAGCGACUAAGUGGUAGUGGCUCUCCAGCCUCCUGCUCCACUCCUGCCUCCUCGACCCCGCUGACCAUCAAGGAGGAGGAGAGCGACUCCGUGAUCGGGGACAUGAGUUUCCACAACCAGACGCACACCACCAACGAGGAGGAGGAUGUGGAGGAGGAGGACGACGACAUCGACGUGGAUGUGGAUGACACGUCGGCCGGAGGACGCCUGCCACCACCCGCCCACCAGCAGCAGUCGACGGCCAAGCCCUCGCUGGCCUUCUCCAUCUCAAAUAUCCUGAGCGAUCGUUUCGGGGAUGUCCAGAAGCCAGGAAAGCCCUUGGAAAACCAGGCCAGCAUUUUCCGGCCCUUCGAGGCGAAUCGCUCCCAGACAGCCACGCCCUCCGCCUUCACAAGAGUGGAUCUCCUGGAGUUCAGCCGGCAACAGCAGGCCGCCGCAGCAGCAGCCACUGCAGCCAUGAUGCUGGAAAGGGCCAACUUCCUGAACUGCUUCAAUCCCGCUGCCUAUCCCAGGAUUCACGAGGAGAUCGUGCAGAGUCGCCUGCGAAGGAACGCGGCCAAUGCCGUCAUCCCACCACCCAUGAGCUCCAAGAUGAGCGAUGUGAAUCCGGAGAAGUCCGCGUUGGGAUCUCUGUGCAAGGCUGUCUCGCAGAUUGGCCAGCCGGCUGCUCCCUCGAUGACCCAACCACCUUUGGGCAGCAGUGCCAGCAGCUUGGCCAGUCCGCCACCCGCCUCCAAUGCCUCCACCAUCAGCAGCUCGUCCUCCGUGGCCACCAGCUCGAGCUCCUCCUCCUCGGGAUGCUCCUCCGCCGCCAGCUCGCUGAACUCCUCGCCCAGCAGCCGACUGGGAGCCAGUGGAUCGGGAGUUAAUGCCAGCAGUCCCCAGCCGCAGCCCAUUCCUCCGCCAUCCGCCGUUAGCCGGGACUCCGGCAUGGAGUCCUCGGACGACACGCGAUCCGAAACGGGAUCCACAACUACCGAGGGAGGCAAGAACGAGAUGUGGCCUGCCUGGGUCUACUGCACCCGCUACAGCGAUCGUCCAAGCUCAGGACCCCGCUACCGCCGCCCCAAACAGCCAAAGGACAAGACCAACGACGAGAAGCGGCCAAGGACCGCCUUCUCCAGCGAGCAGUUGGCCCGCCUCAAGCGGGAGUUCAACGAGAAUCGCUAUCUGACCGAGCGGAGACGCCAGCAGCUGAGCGGCGAACUGGGCCUGAAUGAGGCCCAAAUCAAGAUCUGGUUCCAGAACAAACGGGCCAAGAUCAAGAAGUCGACGGGCUCCAAGAAUCCGCUGGCCCUGCAGCUGAUGGCCCAGGGAUUGUACAACCACACCACCGUGCCGCUGACCAAGGAGGAGGAGGAGCUCGAGAUGCGGAUGAACGGGCAGAUCCCCUAAGCGGUAUCCUCACCGGAUUUCAAGGAGAGCUUCUUCAUCCUUCAAAAGGGCGCGUGCAAUAUUCGAGGGCGUACAAACGGUUUUUCAUGUGAUAUAAUUGUAGCGUACAUAUGUUUUUUGUAUAUAUAUAUAAAUAUUUGAUAACCCUAGCUAAGCGUAAGAUCUAUCCGUAGCGAAUUCGAGCUGUAAGUUGUUGGCGUAUUUAUUUAACCACCCUUGGAUAGCCGAAAGUAUUAUGCCGCAUCCAACCAACUCGUAAUCCUCUAACACAUGGCUUGUCGCAUUUUAAAAGCUUCGACUUUUAGACGUUUAUUCCUACACAAAAUCAUCUAUAGUUAUUAUUCUCUAUAAAUUAUGUGCUUACGAACCACUCUGUAAAUUAAGUAACUUAAUAGUUCCCCCUAGCUUAAUUUCUAGUUUACACACAUAAGGAUUGCUAUGAAUGAGUAUUUUUAGUUUCUAAGCGAAAUGUUAACGAGCAAGUAAUAGCUGACAAAUGCACCUAAGAAAAUAACAAUGAAAUGUUUAUGCUAAAGCAAGUUCAAGAAAAGAAAAACUAAA